Messenger RNA from Pocillopora damicornis (cauliflower coral), 3208 nucleotides. Its product is annotated as pygopus homolog 1. NCBI's taxonomy places the organism in Eukaryota, Metazoa, Cnidaria, Anthozoa, Scleractinia, Pocilloporidae. The record is from RefSeq and is a predicted model, not a curated record.
AACCUGACACAUUUUAUUCAAGCAUCGAAAUAAACAAUCCGCCAUAGUUGAUUUCGUUAGCGUCAUUUUCGUAGUGCAGAGUAAUGCCUCGCCAAAGAAAGGUUCCUGCAAGGUUUAGAGAUGGUGCUAAUCCCGAUGAAAUAGAGGCUGAAGGAGAAAGCAGUGGAUCUAACCCAGAGAGUCCUCAAAAGAAACAGGGAAAGGAGAGCUCUGGCCCAUCAGAUUUAGUUAGCCCUGUUACAUCAAUGCAACACUUUGGUGUACCUCCCGCCUUUAUCACAGAAUCAAAUACACAUCCUACAGAGACCACUUUGGAAAUAAACAGACCAAGCCAUGAAAUUGAUCCAGUGUAUCCAUGUGGCAUUUGUAAAAGGGAAGUAAAUGAUAACGAUGACGCCAUAUUCUGUGAGACAGGCUGCGCACAAUGGUAUCAUCGUGUCUGCACAGGCUUGACUGAACUAGCUUAUGACUUGCUAACUGCUGAGGAGAAUGCAGAGUGGGUCUGUGACAACUGUAUUGCAACCAAAAGUGUUCCAUUGGUUAAGUUGAAGAGUUAACUAUCAUGUCCUGUUCAUUACCAAUAUAGUUGAUAUAUUAAGUUUAAGCAAACAUGAAUUUUGUAGCAUUUAUGAAUCAAUUUUCAUGUUUACUUGUUUGAAAAUUAACAUACUAGUUAAAAGAUAUGUAAUUUUAUGAGACCUUUUGGGCUUCAUGGAUAAAAAAGAGAGAUGUUUUCAGUUGGUAGGUGUUCAAUAACAUCUUUGGAACACAAGUUCUUUGAGAAACAUUCAUGUUAAGCAUGUGUUAUUUCUCUUACACAAUAACAAUCCUGAUGAUAUGCCUGAAAAAAAUAAGCAUGUAAGAUUUGUUCUACACUGGUUUUCAGAAACAGCUUUCCUUUUUGUCUUUGUUGGAAAUAAAUUUCCAAAAAUGUGUUGGAAACCUCUUGGGUAGUAGUAUUUCUCCAAAGAAAUGAUAGACUGUGCAGUUGAGGAAAAUUAAACCCUAAUGAUGUUAUUCAAGGUGGUUUUGUAUGGUAUUUGUACAAAUUUAACUACAGAUGAAGAAAAUUAGCACUUCUCCGUGAAUUUUUUCCCAAGAUAUUAUUGAUAGUCUAUGAAAUUACUUGAAUUUCUCUAUUUGUGUACAAGGAACAAGAGGUGUCUAUGAGUAGCAUAAUACUCUGCAUCUUAUUGGUCAAUAUGUAUUUCUUCAAAAGGUUGUAGAGUGAAAUAGGGGAUUUCGAUAAGGCUUUUAUUAGAAGUUGAGCCUUUAACUUAAAGAGAAUUCAAUCUCACCACAAACCAUAAGGAAAAAUUUUAGGUUUGGUUAGACUAAAUACUGUAUUAGUCACUCGUGUUCCCAAGUCAUAAGUGCUCAAGUUCAUGCAGCUCCAUUUAAAACUUACAAUUUUUCUUCAAUUUAUGUGGUCAAUUGAAUUGACUCUUCCUUAUGAUUUUUUGGCCAUGCCAAAGAUAUAGACAGUCUUAACAUGAUUACAAUUAUUACUAAUAUCUAAUGUAAACUGGGAAAUUUGAAAGUUGCAAAUAAGUGAAAAAAGUAUGUACCUAAUAUGCAUGCAUUACCCUGCCCACAUACAGAUAGUCUAACUUGUCAUCAUGUAUGUGUGUAAAUUUUGUAUAUAAAUGCUUUAGAAUGAAAACAGUGAACGACACUUAGUUAACUCAACUUCACUUACAAUGAGUGAACAACCAUGUAUUUGACUUUUAUUUCAUCAGUACUUUUCAGUCCAUUAACAAUAUACACCAAUUUACAAUAAAGUUAUCAUAGAAAAAAGCAAAAUGAAAAGGGAAAAAGCCAAGUAGGAAUUAGUUAGGGUAUUAAAUUAUGUUGUGGCAAUAUUGGCACCAAGGGAAUUUUCACACAAUUUCUACUGAAAGGAUCCUUUAAACUUCUUGAGAAUGUAAGAUAUUUGUGCAGAAAAGUUGAGUGGUUCUUAAAUCUAUGUUGGUGUUUUGGUGAAUGGAAUAACUUAAACUAGAGGAUACUGAAAUACCACUGUGUUCUUGACAUUUAUCUUGGUAUGAUAUUUAGGAAUAUUGACCAGACUCCCACAAAUGAUCUUAUUCAUACCAAUUUUCUGAGCUUGUGUACUCCAGAAAAUGGCAAAUUAAACUCGAGUGUUGAAAACACAGUAGUUUUGUAGUAUGCUCAUGUUUUCAUAUUUUGUCAACUGGUAAAACAACAAAAAUUUGAAAGCACUUGACAUUUCUUAACCAAUAGCUAAUACUCUCAAGGAGCAUGUAAGAAUUGUUAAUGGAGUUUGUGAAAAUUUCCCAGCUUCCAGGCAUAAAGCCUUAAAUUUAGAUGCCAAUGAAUUCCCUAGUUGCCCUUUCUUUUUCAUCUUUAUUUUUGUAUUGCAAUCAACAUAUAAAGUUUUAUCUUUCUGUAAUUCAAGCCACCUUAACCUAUUUAGAAAUGAAAAAAAUGAAAAAGAGGUUCAGAAAUUCAUUUGAAUUUAUUGCACCAAAUUUAAAAUAAUCAGGAAAAAUUGCGAUCAAUUGAGUAAUUGGUGUUAAAAAAAUAAGUAAACUAUUUUUAGAAACCUUAACACAGGUUUUCUCGGUUACAAAGGCGUGCAAUUUUAGAAUCCACCUACGGCAUCAGGUUUUCCUCAAAUUUGGGUUCAAGACAAAUUUUGGAAGACAAUACUCUCUAAAUAGAAUUUUUAACUUUAGCUCAGCAAUUGCUGAGUUUUGAUCGACCCACAUAACAUGGCACUCAUGCAAAGGAAUAUCUACCUUAGCCUUUAAACAAGAACAAACAACAUGUUUUCUUCUUAUUGUGUUUGGUAGAUUUUGUGAUAUAUGUAUCGUUAAUGAAGCAAUUCAGUUAUUGUCGUGUUUUUUAUGUGGACAAGCCAGCGGUAUGCGCCAUUGUGGCUCUCUGCUGAUGUCUAUCGUGCACUUAGGAAGUGAUUGCUGAUUAUAGAUUCUGGAAUACGCAAAAUUGAAUGGUGUACUAAAUAUGAUCAACACUUUCACCGCAUAGUAAUGAGGAAAAUACCGGUGAUGGCACAGUAAACAUUACAGAGGAUGUAAGGACUCACAUAAGUGGUUAUUUCCAAGAUAAUAAGCAACAUUGAGAAUCAAGUGAUUACCAAGAUACCAGUUACCUGUAUUAAGCAUGACCCUGAAGUUUAUUCAAGUGAGUACUUUCAAUAAACAAGAUAAUCUGGAGAUCAUAA